ACUUUUCACUUCACUCUGCUUCCUUUGUCAGUUUAAAAAGCUGCAGUCUUUACCAUUUUUACCACAAAAAACAACCUUAGAAAAUCAAACCAUGUAUCUAUCUUUCUUUUCUUAGCCAUUGAAAACAGACACAAGACAACACAUAUGUAUUCAUUCAUUCGUUAAUUUUCACAAACUAUAUCUGUCUAUUGAUUUGCAUUUGUGUUUUUGUUCUGUCGCGCUCUCUUGAUGGACCUUGUCCCUUAUUCUGAUCCUAACUCUGCCACGGCCACCCCGCCGUGGUACGACAUGUUCCGAUCCGCUUCCCUUCGAAAGCCCUCCUCGGAUCCUGCGCCGCCGCCGCCGCCGAAUGCGGACCAAAAAGUCAACCCCUCAGGCGACUCUCAGGCGCGACUCGCCCUUUACAUAGCCAUGGCCCACGCCGGCCUCGCCUUCGCCAUUCUCAUCCUCUUCUCUCUCUACAAACUCCUGCAACAGUACCUCAAACCCCUUCAAUGGGCCAUCCUAUGCUCCAUUCCUCUCAGACUCAUUCACCAAGCCAUCGUUUCCUUUUGGUCUCACCCUCUCAAACUAGGCCUCCUCCACACUCUCCUCGCUCUUCCGCUCACCGUUUUCUCGCUCUUCCUUACAACCCUCGCUGAGAUUCGCCAAACUUCUCUCACAAUCCUUCUCCGGAAACCAAAGCCCCAGAACGAGGAGUCAAAGAAGCUUAGUGCGUUUUCCACUUUGCUUCGUCUGCUCUUUUCUUUUGGGGUCUUUGUUUUUGCUUAUGAGAGGCUCGGUGCUGUUGGGUCGUUGUCACUUCUCGGAUUAGGCUUCGUUUUCAGUUCCAAGAAUGUGGCUUUCAGUUUCUCUCCCUUUGGUGCGUCUUUCACCAGAGUUAUAUUGAGGAGGUUGAAAACCGUGGUGGCUGUUGGGUUGAUUGUCGGCAUGAUUGUCGGGUUCUUGACAGGGGUAAUUUUCUUCUCUUAUAAGAUUGGCGGUGAAGGGAAGGAGGCAGUGAUUUCGCUGAAAUUGAGAGUGGAAGAGAACAACUAUGCUGAGAGAAUCGGUGUGAAGAAGUGGAUUGAGGACAAUGAUAUUGCUGGAAUGGUGGAUAAGUACUCUACUCAGUUUUAUGAGACGGUUUCUGAUCAGAUUGAUGGAUUGGCAGCGCAGUACAAUAUGACUGAAUUUGUGACUGUUGUUAAGCAGUUUGUGAUAACUGCUCCUGCUAGUGCUAACUCUUCUCAGCCUUCAAUGGAUUCAUUAGUGGUGGUUUCACCGCUCGCUGAAAGGAUCUUGAAUUUGAAGGGUAUGGUUAGGAAAAGGGAGUGGGGGGGAAUUUAUGCAGAAGUCAACACCCUUUUCCGAGAGCUUAUAAUCACUAGGGAAGAUUUGGUUGAGAGGGCAAAAGGGUAUGCAGUUAAAGGGAUGGAUGUUGGUCAACGUGUUUUGGCUAGUGGUACAAGUGUGCUUGGAAGCGGUGCAAAGUUUGUGCUUUCCAUUUUGAAUUCCAUAGUCUCUGGUGCUGCGGAGGUAUUCAAUUUUGUGUCUCAGACGAUGGUUUUUUUCUGGGUUUUGUAUUACCUCAUAACAUCAGAGUCGGGUGGGGUAACAGAACAAAUGAUGCACAUGUUUCCAAUUUCAAACUCGGCUAAGGUAAGAUGCGUUGAAGUGUUGAAUAGGGCAAUUUCAGGAGUCCUUUUGGCCACUCCUGAGAUUGCAUUCUUCCAAGGAUGCCUGACUUGGCUUUUGUUUAGGCUAUACAGAAUACAUUUCUUGUAUAUGUCAACUGUGCUUGCCUUUAUUAGCCCUUUGAUUCCGAUAUUACCGUCUUGGCUUGCAACAAUUCCAGCAGCACUACAGCUGGUGCUAGAAGGAAGAUACAUAGUGGCCAUUUUCUUGUCUGUUGCUCACCUUUUCCUCAUGGAUUAUGGGGCAACUGAGAUUCUGGAAGAUGUGCCCGGACAAAGUGUUUAUCUUACUGGAAUGAGCAUCAUUGGGGGAAUUGCUUUGUUUCCAUCUGCUGUAGAGGGGGCUAUUAUGGGGCCAUUAAUAACUACAGUCAUGAUUGCUCUGAAGGAUUUAUAUGCUGAAUUUGUCUUGGGGGAGCGUGAUGACAAGGUGAAGCAGAAGGAAAAUUAGGAAUAUAUUUGUUUCUGUGACUGUAUAUAUUUGCAGUUGGAGAUGGCUGCUAGUACAUUGUUUGUUGUUCUAUGCCAUUCUAGCAGUGGAGCUUGUGUCUAAGCUCGUCAUUUGUUUGUAAUUAUUCUUUUAUCUAUAUCAUUUCAUUAUUGUAAUUGACCAGAUAGGACUUUGUUUUCCUCUUUUUUUUCCUUCAUUUAGGGGUCAAAGAUUUUCACUUGGUGACAGUGCUCAAUGGUUGUAAUAGUUCUGUGUUGUAUCUCUGAAAGAAUUUUUCAGAUUCUUUAUACCAAGGAGAAAUGUGAAAUAAAGAAGAAAAAAAAACCACAGAAGUUUCUUCUGUACAAA
Molecule: messenger RNA, 2475 nt
Organism: Vigna angularis (adzuki bean)
Lineage: Eukaryota; Viridiplantae; Streptophyta; Magnoliopsida; Fabales; Fabaceae
Exons: 2
Coding region: 229-2127 (632 amino acids)
Source: RefSeq, a predicted model, not a curated record